Rhipicephalus sanguineus (brown dog tick) is the source of this 728-nucleotide messenger RNA. RefSeq lists its product as uncharacterized. The record is from RefSeq and is a predicted model, not a curated record. Lineage: Eukaryota; Metazoa; Arthropoda; Arachnida; Ixodida; Ixodidae. Bases 123 to 683 code for a protein of 186 amino acids. The transcript has a single exon.
UUCAUUCAAACUGUACGCUUUGAGAUAUGCCAAAUCGAAAGUUUGCUGCGUCAUACGGGCACACCAUACAUUACUUAAGGACAACGGUGCGGAAGGCAGUAUAUAUAGUAUAGAGAGAUGGCAUGAACGCAUGCUCUUGUUUGCAGGACAUGUCCCGUGGCCGGCGCUCGUUCUUUCUGUUAUGCGGCCUGCUGGCGCUGGGACUAAAAGGUGCUCUAUGCGACCACGGCUCAGACUCGUCGCAACAGGACCACGAGCAGCAGCUGCUGCACCACAACUCGCACCAGCAGCCUCCGUCGACCACGCAACAGCAGCUCAAGGCCGAGCGGUCGGGCACGUACUAUUUGCACGACGUGGACAACAAGGCCCGCUUCGGCGUCGCUGGCGUUGGCGGCUCUGGACUGACGCUGCUGUUGCCCAUCCUUCUUGUGCUCGGCCUGUUCGUCAUCAUCAUCCCAAUAUUCGGGCUGCUCUUCACCACGGGACUCGCCGGAGGGUUCGGAGGUGGAGGUUUCGGAGCCGGCGUGCCCGGUGGACUCUACCCGGCCGCCUCGGCAGCCGGACGCAAGUGGGUCGGCGCGGAUUCGCCCUUACUGAGCCAGGAGAACGUCAUCAAGAUGGUCAGCUACGUCGACAAGGCGCUGCAGGACUUCGGAAAGCAAUUCAAGAACAAGCAAAGCUAACUGCACGUAUCACUGUGAGACAGUUCUGAGACAGUUCGCCUUGUA